ACUCAUUAACCCGCAUCAAUGUACACUUUAUACUCUUCUUUCCCUUCCUUUAUUUCACUCCUCAUUGUUCCCGCCUUUGGCAUCAUCCUCUUGACUAUCUGUCUACUUCAAAUCAUUGAUGUCUGUGUAUGUACAUGACUGAGCGAUUGUUCUUGGUUUCUCAUCCAUCCAUUCUAUCCUAUCCCAUUUUCCAUCUUGUUGGAUGUCUCUACUAUCAGAAAUGCCUUGGAAGAUGGAUACUCACCUUUUUUCUCUUUCUCUGCUACUUCCUUCCUCUACACCCUGUCAUUUCACCAUACCUACCUACCUACCUCAUGGUCGGCGUAAAUAACGGGACCUCUUCGUUAUUGUUGUGCUUCUUGGGCAGCGAUGCAAGAGAAUCAUCGACUACUUGGCAAUUCCAUCACCCUUGAAUACAUAUUCGGUGACAUAUCACAUACCGUAGUAAAGUUCUCUAGUAGAUCCAGAUACCAACUAUAGAUUUGUAGAUUCAGUUCAUGUAAUAAUACAACAACUACUUCGCUGCACACCGCCCACCAGCUGAGCAUACAGUCCUUCACUACAGGGAC
Messenger RNA from Aspergillus costaricaensis CBS 115574, 569 nucleotides. RefSeq lists its product as uncharacterized. The record is from RefSeq and is a predicted model, not a curated record. The transcript has a single exon. Bases 129 to 413 code for a protein of 94 amino acids. Lineage: Eukaryota; Fungi; Ascomycota; Eurotiomycetes; Eurotiales; Aspergillaceae.